CAGGCCUCCCCCCUCCCCACCCCCACCCCGGGAUCCAGGAUGGUGGCCCCGCAGGCUGCUGGGGCCCCCUGCAUGGCCGCUCUGCUGAUGCCCUUGGUGAUGUUGAGCUCCCCUUGGGCUCAGGGCAAAGACACCCCAGCGGUCCACGUGUAUCAGAGGAGGAGUGACUGCUACGAGUCCAACGGGACACACCGCUUCCUGGAGCGAUAUGUUUACAACAGAGACGUGUUCGUGCAGUUCGACAGCACCGUGGGCGUGUUUGUGGCUGUGACCGAGCUCGGGCGCACGACCGCCAGGAACUGGAACAUCCAGAGGGAGUUCCUGGAGCUGCGGCGGGGCGCCGUGGACGCGGUGUGCAGACACAACUACGAGCUGGACAGGGCCUUCACCCUGGAGCGCAGAGUCCAGCCUAAAGUGAACGUGUCCCCCUCCAAGAAGGGGCCCCUGCAGCACCCCGACCUGCUUGUCUGCCACGUGACCGAUUUCUACCCCGGCCACGUUCAAGUCCGCUGGUUCCUGAAUGGACAGGAGGAAACGGCGGGGGUCGUGUCCACCAAUCUGAUCCAUAACGGGGACUGGACCUUCCAGAUCCUGGUGAUGCUGGAGAUGACCCCCCAGCAGGGGGAUGUCUACACCUGCCGCGUGGAGCACCCCAGCCUGGACAGUGCUGUCACUGUAGAGUGGAAGGCUCAGUCAGAUUCCGCCCGGAGCAAGAUGCUGACUGGAGUCGGGGGCUUUGUGCUGGGGCUCCUCGCCCUCGCGGUGAGCGUCACUCUCCAUUUCAGAGGCCAGCGAGGACGACAAAGACCUCAGCCAAUAGGUGGUAUUUCUGCUUCCUUCCUCUUUCUUGGGGUGCAAUCCAUUUCAUUGCACAUGAGUUUGGGAGCAUUUAAUGAGCAUCUGUGUUCAGGGUGUGUCCUAGGAAGUGCCCUGGCCUGGGAGGAACUCUCGGAGGCUGUCCCUGCUUCUCAAGUUGAGCCAGUUGCCCCCAACUCCUGGUCCAUGUCCACCUGUGGGCGGGUGUGA
Molecule: messenger RNA, 1026 nt
Organism: Myotis brandtii (Brandt's bat)
Lineage: Eukaryota; Metazoa; Chordata; Mammalia; Chiroptera; Vespertilionidae
Product: HLA class II histocompatibility antigen, DP beta 1 chain
Exons: 5
Coding region: 40-1026 (328 amino acids)
Biological process (GO): positive regulation of T cell activation; peptide antigen assembly with MHC class II protein complex; immune response
Cellular component (GO): MHC class II protein complex; membrane
Molecular function (GO): MHC class II protein complex binding
Source: RefSeq, a predicted model, not a curated record